AUGAAAACGAAAAUAGUACCAUUAAAAAUUAUCUUACUCCUCCUUAUACUUUAUAUUCUUCAAGGAGUUAUUAUUGGUUUUAUCUUAGCUAUUCCUUUAUAUUUGGAGUCACGCGGUGCUCAAUGGCAAGAACAAGGAACAUUUAAUUUUGUUGUUUAUCCCUUUAGUUUAAAAUUAGCAUGGGCACCAAUAAUUGAUGCUGUAUAUAUAUCAAGUUUUGGUCGAAGAAAAACUUGGCUUAUACCAAUACAAUUUUUAUUAGGAAUGAUACUUUUAAUACUUUCAUUUUAUUUAACAACAUUAGUUGAACAAUUAAAAAUAAAAACUUUAACAUGUAUUUUUUUCUUUGUGUAUUUUCUUCUUGCUAGCCAAGAUAUAUGUGUUGAUGGGUGGGCAUUAACACUUUUAACAAAUUAUAAUCUUCAAUGGGCAUCAACAUGUCAAACAGUUGGACAAACAAUUGGUCGUUUUGUUGGUUUUACUAUUUUAAUGACAUUUGAAUCAGCAAAUUUUACUAAUCGAUUUAUUCGAAGACCGUUUUUAUUAUCCGAAAAACCAUACGGAUUAUUUACAAUAGAUCAAUUUAUACGAUUUUGGGCUGUUGCUUUUCUAUUGAUUUCUUUUUGCAUAGCUGUAUUUAAAAAAGAAAGACAAGAAAAUAAUCAUUUAAACUUACGUCAAACUUAUUUAUCAAUAUUUAAAUUAUUUCAAAAAAAAUGUAUUCUACAAUUAGCAUUAUUAUUUCUUUUGAGUCCAAUAGGGUAUGCAGCAACCUAUGCAAUGACGAAUUUAGUCCUAAAAAAAUAUGGUGUUCCACGAGAAACACUUGGUCUACUUGGUAUUCCCUUAAUUUUUGUUAAAAUUCUUAUACCAUUUUGUAUAACACAAACAAACCGUCCAUUAACUUGGUAUAAUCGUUCAUAUUUACCUCGUCUUUUUAUGUGUAUCCUAAUUGCAAUAUAUAUUUAUUUUACACCAUAUAUAUUAUCUCAAUGGUAUUAUUAUCCAAUACUUAUUUGUCUUUUUAUGUUGAAUGAAUCUCUAAUUUAUUUAAUGCUUGUUUCUCGUGUUGGAUUUUAUGCACGUAUAAGUGAUCCAUGUAUUGGUGGAACAUAUAUUACAUUAUUAAGUAUGCUUGGAAAUCUUGGUGCUAGUUUAACAUCAUCAGUAGUUUUAUAUAUAGCUGGAUGGAUUAAACCAGAUAAAUUAGCAUAUCCUCUACUUGUUGGGAUUUGUUUUUUACUUGGUUGUCUUUGGCUUAUUGUGCAAUAUCGAACAAUGUUUCGAUUACAGACACUACCUAUAGAAGAAUGGCAUAUUCUAUCAAUCACAGUAACAUCUGACCACAUAAAUGAAGAAACUCCAGAAACAUGUGUUAAAGAAGAAGAACGACAAAACAUGGUUGAUGAUGUGAUGCGUGAUCAACACGUGAAGUAA
Molecule: messenger RNA, 1437 nt
Organism: Rotaria sp. Silwood1
Lineage: Eukaryota; Metazoa; Rotifera; Eurotatoria; Philodinida; Philodinidae
Source: the annotation of a GenBank genome assembly